Molecule: messenger RNA, 2246 nt
Organism: Aphidius gifuensis
Lineage: Eukaryota; Metazoa; Arthropoda; Insecta; Hymenoptera; Braconidae
Product: ras guanine nucleotide exchange factor E
Exons: 2
Coding region: 413-1159 (248 amino acids)
Source: RefSeq, a predicted model, not a curated record
AAAUGGUAGUCACGUGGUUGCUCAAAUCAAUUUUGCAAUCAACAAAAAUAAAGUAAAAGUAGCAAAAAAAAAAAUUAAAAAAAUUGCUUACGUUCUGUCAAAAAAAAAAAAAAGUAAAUAAUGUUCAAAAAAAAAAUAUAAUGUGAUGAUUUAGAAAUUACUCUUGUUUGUUUAUAUUUUUAGAAAAUUUUUACUCGUUAAUUAAUUUUUAUUUUUACUCCAUAUAAAAAAUUUAAAAAAAUAAUAAAUAAAAAACUGUGAAAUUUGUGAUAUUUUAUUGUUAAUUUGUUUUUUUUUGCCACGCAUUUACAAUAUUGUUGUGUUUAACUUUUCGAAUUUAUAAUUUUUUAAAAAGCAACAUAUCAUUUUAUAAUUGCAUUUGUUUAUUAAACAAUAAUAAAACAUAAUAAAAAUGUUUAAUUACAAUAAAUUUGUGUUAUUGCAAAUUAGUUUACUAGUCAUAACCUCAGUGGGUGGUGUUGAAAAUCAGGAAAAAUCAGAUCCAAUUAUUAAUUCAACAAAGGAGCUUCUUUUAAACAAUCCAAACAAAAAAAUUACAGUAGCAGAAGGUAUACAAUUAUCACCUCAAGAUUUACCAAAAUCCAAUUUAAAAAAUGUCGUUAAAAAAAUAGAAACAAAAUUAUCAUCUCCAGAAGAAAUACCUUCAAAUUCAACAGUAGAAUAUACAACAAAAUCAAGUGUUGUUGCAAGAAAAGGAGUAGAUCAAUUACCAAUUGAUUCAUCAAUAAAUAUUAAUAAUAAAAAUUUAACAAAAAUAAUUUUAAAUACUAGCAAAAAUAAAACUGAUGAAACAGCAACAACAACUGAUAAAACUUCUAUAACAACAACACCAACAACAACAACAUCAACAACGACAAUAAAAACAACAACAAAAAAACCAUUUAAACCAAAACCAACAGCAACUGGUGAUGAUGAUGUUGAAGUUGAUGCUAAACCAUUUCCAAGUAUGCCAACAAAAACACCACCAAUUGGAAUGCCAUCUAAAAUAAGUUAUGUUAUUCCAGUUGUAUUAACAAUUUUAGUUGGUACAUUAUUUAUUGUAUUUGUAUUAUUUUUAUAUAGAAAUGGUAGAGAAUAUUGGGAAAAACGUCAUUAUCGUAGAAUGGAUUUUCUCAUUGAUGGAAUGUACAAUGAAUGACUAGUUAAAAAAACAAUUUUAACAUUAUCAUUAUUAUUAAUUUUUAUACUAUCAUUAUAUUUAAAUCAAUUGAUAUUUUUUAACUCACUUUGAUAAUUAUUUUUUUUUUAUUUAUCAUUUAUUUGUGCACGAGAAAAAAAUAAAAUAAUUAAUAUUUUUUUUUAGAUUUUUCUCAAUUUAAAUUGUAAAAAUAUUUUUCAUUUAUACAGUCAUAUAAAAUUUUUUCAUUUGUUUUAAAUUUGAUCAAAGUUAUUAGAGAUUUUUUUAAAUAAAUUUUGAAAAUUAUUUUUUAAUACUGAUAUGUGGUAAAAGAUCACCAAUUGUUGAUGUAUAAUAAUCAGGAAUUAAUUCUUUAUCAUCAUUUGAUGAUGAUUUUUUCCAUGUAUUAAUAUCAUCAAUACUAUUAACACCAGUUAGUACCAUAAGUGUUUUAAAACCACAACGUUUACCAAGUAAAAUAUCAGUAUUGGCACGAUCACCAAUCAUCAAUGUACGUUUUGGAUCAAUUUUAUAUUGUGUUGAUAACAAACUUGAUACAUAUGGAGCUGGUUUACCCAUUAUUGUUGCUUUUCUUUCUGAGCAUGUUUCAAUACAUCUUACGAAACUGCCAGUACCUAGAAAGCCAAUAAAUAUCAUCAAUUUUAAAGCAAUAUUUCAAUAUUAAUAAAUAGAGCAAAUCAUGACUACUUGAUCUUCCAUUAAUAAUUAUUAUUAACAUUUUAAUUACCUGGUAUAAUCAUUUUAUUUGAUGUUGGAAAUCUUUCAUCAGUAUUGGUGCCAAUAAAUUUGACAUUUUUAUCAUUUAAAUAUGUUGCUGCUUUGAGCAUUUUAAUGACACUAAAAUGUUCAUCAAAACCAACAACAACAGCACCAAUAUCUGCAUCUGGUUUUAUUAAUUCACAAUUUAAUGGUCCAACAACUGGAUCUGGUCCUACUCCAGUAUGUUGAAUACCAACUUUGUCCAAUUCUUUGGCAAUAGCUUAUCAUAAAAUAAAGCAAUAAUUAUAUUAAAUAAGAAUAUUGUAUAUAUAUUUUUUUAAUUUUUUUUCGUUCUUGUUUUUUAUUAAUAAAUAAAUAAUAAUAUUGA